Molecule: messenger RNA, 1924 nt
Organism: Puccinia graminis f. sp. tritici CRL 75-36-700-3
Lineage: Eukaryota; Fungi; Basidiomycota; Pucciniomycetes; Pucciniales; Pucciniaceae
Product: diphosphomevalonate decarboxylase
Exons: 4
Coding region: 256-1539 (427 amino acids)
Biological process (GO): isopentenyl diphosphate biosynthetic process, mevalonate pathway; isoprenoid biosynthetic process
Cellular component (GO): cytosol
Molecular function (GO): ATP binding; diphosphomevalonate decarboxylase activity
Source: RefSeq, a predicted model, not a curated record
CGGGAAUGCGGAGUUUGUUGCGGAGAGUCCAGACCGAGACCAGAUCAGGGGGGGUUGAUGAUGUAAGCCUGAGCCGAGCCUCAAGUUCUUUUUUACGCAGAUCGGCCGAUCCGAGUGAACCAGCUUGCCCCCACCCUAAAACCUUCACCCCAAAGAGCCCCACAGUCAUUCCUUCAUCCAUUCUCUCCUAGAUCCGAUCACAAAGACGAAAGAAAAAAAGGGAAGAUUGGUUUUUAUAGAAAUUCUUAUACCAACAUGGUCAAGGAAAUCACUUGCAGUGCUCCAGUGAACAUAGCAGUAAUAAAGUAUUGGGGAAAACGAGACAAGAAGUUGAUCCUGCCGACGAAUUCGUCCCUCUCAGUCACCCUCGACCAACACGAUCUCCGCUCCACCACGACCGCCAGAUUACUAGAGCCCAGCCAUAAGAAUGGCCAGGUCGGAGAGGAGGAGGAGGACCAACUCUGGCUGAAUGGCGCCCGGCAACCGAUCGAGAAAGACUCGCGAUUGAGCAAUUGCUUGAAGGAGCUUCGCAAGCUGAAGGCCCACUUCGAACUCCAGCAGCCGAAAACUGAGGCUUCUUUGCCAGAGUCACGACGGGCGCUCUUAAUAGCAUCCGAGAACAACUUCCCAACGGCCGCCGGUCUUGCCUCUUCAGCCUCUGGCUUUGCAGCGCUAGUGUACACGAUCAGCAAGUUAUACGAGCUGCCGAUCGAGAUGACGGAGCUCUCGAAGAUAGCCCGACAAGGAUCGGGCUCGGCGUGUCGGUCGAUCUUUGGGGGGUUUGUCUCCUGGGAGAUGGGGGCUGCGAGUGACGGGUCGGACUCGAUGGCGGUGUCGGUAGCCGAACGGUCGGAUUGGCCGGACUUGGAAGCCUUGAUCUGUGUGGUGAGUGAUCGGAAGAAAGGGACGAGCUCGACGAGCGGGAUGGAUGGGAGUGUCCAGACGAGCGAAUUGCUGCAACACCGGAUCGAGAAGGUGGUGCCUGAACGGAUGAAGCGGAUGAAGUCGGCGAUCAAGCAGAAAGACUUCGACAGCUUCGCCGCACUCACGAUGGCCGAUUCCAACCAAUUCCAUGCCGUCUGUCUCGACACUCAGCCGCCGAUCUUCUAUCUCAACGACGUCUCCCGCUCCAUCAUCGCUGUCAUCGAAGAGCUCAAUCGAGCCUCCAAGGCCGAAGGCGACGGUUGUCUCGCCGCUUACACCUUCGACGCCGGCCCCAAUGCGGUGAUCUAUGCCCCCAAGAGGAACAUGCGCAAACUCCUCAACCUCAUCCUCCACUACUUCCCUCUGCCCGACUCGGACCCGUUCACAGACCCUAAGGCCUACUUCGAUCUCUCCAAAGAGACCCCCGGCCAACUCGCGUUACCAAUCCACUUCAACCACAACAUCUCUCCUGUUUGGAAGCAAGGAAGUAUCAGUAGGUUGAUUCAUACCCAAGUCGGCGAUGGCCCUCAAGUGCUCAAUAACCAACUCGGUCAAGGUUUGCUCACCGUCGACGGCCUCGUCAAAUCCCUCAAAAACCCCACAAACGGUCAUUAACUCUCACCCACUCUUAUAAUAUCCUAGACUUCACUUCUCUCUCUCCCCCUUACUUCCAUUAUCUAUCUUGUAUUCCAAUGUUGACCUCAUGAUGUGUUCCUGAAAUCAGCCAAACAAAAAUACCCAAAUCGCCCCUUCCAUCUCAUUUGUAUGUGUGUUUGUAAUGAGAUCAACGUUGUGAUGGUUGGAUCGUCCAUCCAAUCGAGUCCACAUGGAGGAGCUGUGCACUACAUAGUCAAGAGCGUCUCAAUGUGAACUGGCUGAUCAAUGCCCAGAUAGAUGGCACAUGGUUUCCUCAACAAGACAUCCGUUAUUCGAGGGACGGGCUGUCAGCCUCUUCUGCUUUUUUUUUUUCCUAUCAAGUAUGUAAGUUGAGGGAUGGCGG